CAUUUCUCCUACAAUUUAUCAAUUUCACCUACGAGUGAAAUUGCUCUCCAGCAUAGCUGCCAGAUUGUAUGAAAAAAUUUGUUUUCUUUUAAAUUGAGUUAAAUGGGAAGGCUAAAUGGGAAUGGCUAUUUAGUCGCUAUGGUGUACAGCUGUAAGAGAAGCCCCAAGUUUGUUUCUGUGGCAACAAAAGCAUAUAUUUGGCGCACUUUUUCCAGUUUUUUUCUAACCUUAUUUUUUCUUAACUUUUUUUUUCUAAAAAUUUUAGUUUAAACUUAAUUAAAAUGGCAAAGUUAAUAACAACCACGCGAGGGGGGAGGUGUUUAGCCGUAGACGGGUUUGUGUAUCACAAGCAAAUCUCACGUCAGUUCAGAACAUAUUGGCAUUGCGCUCAACGGAAAGAAUUUUGCCGAGGCCGUGCAGUCAGUACAAACAACCCGCUGACAGUCGUCAAGCAGACUACUCACAAUCACGCACCAAACCAGGACGCGGUGGCUGCCCGAGAAGUGGUUAACAAUCUUAGAGGUUUAGCGGCAGAGCGCCCAGAUGCAGCUCCUACACUAAUUUUGAGGGAUGAGCUCAGUCAAGUGACAUCAGUCGUCACAGCUCAACUUCCACUACGAAGUUCUCUGAGAAGAACAAUGAACCGGAGACGGCAAGCCGAGCUCCCGCCAAAUCCUGCCAAUCCACAAGAGUUAAACAUUCCUCCUGAGUAUCGCACCUUACUGAAAAAUGAGCCCUUCCUCUUGUACGAAAAUUUAGAUGACGAUGAUGCCUCUACUAUCCUAAUUUUCGCUUCAGACAGGAAUUUGAGGGUUCUUGGAGCUUCACAGACCUGGUUCAUGGACGGAACUUUUAAAGUCACACCAAUUAUCUUUCAUCAACUUUUUACAAUUCACGGGAUGAUUGAGGAUUCGGCGUUUCCCCUUGUUUAUGCCCUAGUCGAAAAUAAGGAAGAAGAAACGUUUAUCAAGUUCUGAGAGAAGUCGUUGCACAUUGCAAUGCAAGAGGAAUUAACAUUGCAGCGCCUGACACGCUUAUAAGCGAUUUCGAAAAGGCAAUCAUCAAUGCAGGCAGAAGAAUGUUUCCAAAUGCGCAAGUGCGGCUGUGUUUUUACCAUCUGGGACAAAGUUCGUACAGGAAAGUUCAGGAACUUGGCCUACAAGCAGCCUACAUUAAUCCCGAAAAUCGAGAAUUAAAGAUUGCAGUUCACUGCAUGUUAAGUGUGGCUUUUGUACCACCAGAUGACG
Messenger RNA from Bemisia tabaci, 1247 nucleotides. Lineage: Eukaryota; Metazoa; Arthropoda; Insecta; Hemiptera; Aleyrodidae. The record is from RefSeq and is a predicted model, not a curated record.